Messenger RNA from Catharus ustulatus (Swainson's thrush), 5801 nucleotides. RefSeq names its product LHFPL tetraspan subfamily member 2 (gene LHFPL2). The transcript has 5 exons. The record is from RefSeq and is a predicted model, not a curated record. Gene Ontology annotation, cellular component: membrane. Bases 1637 to 2323 code for a protein of 228 amino acids. Lineage: Eukaryota; Metazoa; Chordata; Aves; Passeriformes; Turdidae.
GGAUGAAUAAGCUAGUAGAUGAAGAAGGUAUCAGAGCUGCUUUUUUUCAACUGAAUAUGAGUUGAUAGAGUAAUUUCAAAUGUUUUAUGCAUAGUAGUCUGCUCAGUCGUUUGAGUGUAUAUGUUUUCUCCUAGCACUCCUGAGGACAUUAGAAGAGAAACAGAGUAGCACAGCUGCUUAUUAAUGUGAGAAUCUCAGUAGGUGAAUAUCUUACUUAAAACUCAGCCUCUUUAAUUAUUUAUGCCUAAUUGAUGUCUUGGUUUGUACAGUUGAAAGGAUACUGUUAAUUUAAAUGCCCAUUAAUUACUGCAUCAAAGUGCACUUUAAAAUAUUCUCUGUCCUGGAGUGCCAAAUUAUGGGAAAGGAGAUAAAACAGCUGCUUCUGCUAUUGUGUCAGGCCACAUUUAUUUGGCUAGACAGCUUUUUUUUACAUACUAGUUACAAUAAUAUGUGUUUCAAAAAUAAAGAUUAGACACAGUGAUAAAUCUGGAUGCCUUCAGUGAGCCUGAGUGUCUGCAUUUAAUUAAAGCCUUCUUAAAAUACAGUGGUAGAUUCUUCUAUUGUACCAUACUGGCAGAGUCCCAAAUUAGUUUAACAAUUAGUGUCCCCAAAACACCAAGCUUGGUUCAGAGAUGGAAUGUGAGACCUCAGAAUACUCAGCCAGGGUCAACAGAUAUCUCUUGACACCCACCACAGGCCUUUGUCUCUUCUCAUGUUGCUUUCCUUUUGAAGGUCUCAGACUCUGUGACACUGUUUUAACUGACCUUAUUUUUUCAAUUUGUUUUUAUUUUGAUGAAUGCCUGCUGCUGCCUGCAUUGGUCUGUAUGUCUGGAAGAGUGCUUUCUUCAUUGCUUUCCCACGGAAACUUAAGCAGCCCUGUCCUUUGUCCCUUUCACUUACUCUUUGUAUCUAAAUAGGUUAUUAAACUAUCUUUCCUGAGUCACCUUCAACUUCUUUCUCCUGUAGAGAUGAAAAUCUCAAGAUAUGUCCCUGGAUAUAUUGAAAUUAAAUAAUCAAUUCAAAUUCAGUAUGAUUUAAGACCGCUCCCAGUCUUUCCUUCCAAGCCUUCUUCCUAUUUCCUGUCUCUCUGCAGACAUCUCCAUGCUUUCUGCUACUCAGCAGUAACUGAUCUUUCCAUAGGUCAUCACAUGCAGUGAGAAGAUUUUGGAACACCAGCCAAAUUUUACUUAAAAAGCAAAACCAAAAUACCAACAACAAAAAGCAACAGAAAAGUAUUACCAGUCAUUUGAAGCGGUUGACUAAGACCUAAGGAUUUGGAACAGAGGUGUGUGAUGUCAAACAGUGGGCAGUCCUCGUAGCCUCCCCCACCAGCCUGCAGUGUCAUGUGCCAGUAUGAAUAUUAAGAAAGAAAAGCAUACUUCAGAGCUUAGCAUCCCAGAAAGAAAAAAGGAGGAACUACACAGAGAGAACAAAUGAUUGCACUCCUUGCAAAACUUGAGGCUGUUCAUUUUUUCUCCUGAAGCUUCAUCUUGGCCUUUGUGAGAGAGUUGAGAAAGUAGGCAGAACAGCCACAGUGAUUUUCUUAGGGCCCUUUUUUCCUUUUUUAGUUUAAUUUUUUCUCCUUUGUGUCUGGAUUUUAAGCGUGCUGCACUGAUCACAAGCACUGGAGAUCAAUAUGUGUCAUGUCAUUGUAACGUGUCGGUCGAUGCUAUGGACUCUCCUGAGUAUCGUGGUGGCUUUUGCAGAGCUCAUUGCCUUCAUGAGUGCAGACUGGCUGAUUGGCAAAGCAAAGCCUUCAAGCUCCGAGGAGGUGGACAACAGAACGGGGGGAUCUCAGGAGCCCUACCGGCCAACGCUGGGCAUCUACGGGCGCUGCACCAGGAUCUCCCACAUGCAGUUCUCCAGGCGAGACACGCUUUGUGGUCCUUACGCUGAAAACUUCAGUGAGAUUGCCAGUGGGUUCUGGCAGGCAACCGCUAUUUUCCUCCCCAUGGGAAUCAUGAUUCUCUGCACCGUGGCAUUUGUGUCUGUCUUUACUAUGUGUGUGCAGAGUAUUAUGAAGAAAAGCAUUUUUAAUGUCUGUGGGCUGCUACAAGGGAUUGCAGGGCUCUUCCUUAUCUUAGGCUUGAUACUUUACCCUGCAGGUUGGGGAUGCCAGAAGGCGAUAAGCUAUUGUGGACCUUAUGCUUCUGCUUACAAACUAGGAGACUGCUCCUUGGGCUGGGCUUUCUACACAGCUAUCGGCGGCACUGUUCUGACAUUCAUCUGUGCAGUCUUCUCGGCGCAAGCUGAAAUAGCCACAUCCAGUGACAAAGUGCAAGAAGAAAUAGAAGAAGGAAAAAACCUUAUCUGCCUCCUCUAACUCCAGUGGGGAAGAACACCAGCACCUGGAUCUUUAUCUGCUUUCCAUUGACUGGACAAGCAGAUCCAUUUGCCUGUUUUUACAUUUGUGUGAUUGAGCCCCAUGCAUUCCAACCCUGAACUACUGAAAGGGUCUUUCUUCUUUGCUGGGCUAUGAGGAUCAGAGAAAGGAUCCCAAGAAAGCAGAAUGUAAAUACCUGGGGAUAUUUUUAGUUUCAUUCUGUGAUCAGGACACAGUGGAAUAUAUUAAUCCGACUGGGGAUGUGAGUAAUCACAUGUAUAUAGCAGGAAUGUUGUUAAAACUGACAAAUUCUGAUUGAUCAGAUUGUCAAACCCACCUUGGUCACUUUGAAGAAUUUGGGUUUAAAAUAAUAAAAGCCAGCACAGUUUUUUUUCUUUUCUUAAGCAAAAGAGAAGCCUAUUUUAAUGAGGCUUUGUUUCUAAGGGCUCCCCUCACUGGUGAAUAUUUCUUCACCAAUCACCUGGUUUGGUACCAUAUUCAUGGAGGUGCUUUGUGGUACUGAACUUCCUGGAAGUACAGUGCCUUCUUGGAUAUUAACGCUAUGUUGGAGGAAAAAAGCUGAUAUUUACGCCAAUCUUUAGGCAUUUAGAAAGUCAAGUCCCUGCCAGGUUUCUCUCUCUUAAAACAGAGCACAAGUGUGUACAACUUGUUAUUUAGCAGAUAAAUACUGUUUCCACUGACUAGACAGAGAAGCUGUUGUUUGACUGGCUCUCACCUGAUUCAGGUAAAACUGAAAUAUUUCUACAGCCUUUAUUAAAACUUCUGAAAACCUUUAUUAAAACUUCCGUAGUCCCAAACAGACAACAGCUCCCCACAGCACCAGCCUUAUCUGGGCUGCAGCCUCCUCUACAACUGUGGAUUUCACAUUGUACUUCAACAGUAUUACUUUUUCUCUCAUCAGUGAAACACCAUUCCCAGUCUACAGAUCAGUCUGUCUCAUGACCCAGAUGGUCUCAUGACCCAGAUGCACAUGAGUCAUUAGGGAAGUUAAAUUUUUCAGGAAGCCUUGGCAAAUUCUAUAUGGCUGGGAAAUUAUUUUUUUUUUUUUUGUGUGUGUGUGUAGCAGUAGACCUUUUUCCAACUAAACCAGCAGAAAUUAAACAGACCUUGCCACAAAUGCCAUUUUUUUCUCAAAGCCAGCUGGUUGUGUUAUUUGUGGUGUUGCCUCACUAACUAGAACUACUUCUGAUACCAAGUUUGUAAGGUAUUUUAACAAACAAAGGAAUGAUGCAACUGUGCCAUAGGAGCAUUGGGGAUAAUUCAUCCGAGAAGUAGUUCUAAUGAAAUACUAGGUGAAUUUUAGAUUCCUUUUCUUAUUUCUUGGUAGUUUAACAUCAUCCAAUGACAGUGUUACUUCGCUAUUACACAGAGCAGAGAUUCUUGUUUUUGCUGGUCAGUCCCUUAAAAUGUGCCAUUAGUUAUUAAAAAAAUCGUUGUUAGUGUCCAGGUAGGUAGCUGCUUUCAAGGCACUGCUGACGUGCUUCACAGCACAAGAGCUGUUCUGCAGUCCUGAUGGUGGGCCUGGGGCAGCCUGGAGGAUGGGUGAGCAGUCACACAGCUGAGGUCCCUGUCUAAUGCCUGCUGCCCACCAGAGACACAGAGCAGCUCCCAGCCUGUGCCUCUGUGCCCACAGCACCUGCAGCCUGCACGCUGGACAGAUACACAGGUGACACAGUCCAACAAGGUCAGCUUCUGCCUGUAAUAAAAAAGGGAUUGUUUUUAACCUAGCCUCUUCUUGCAUUCACCUGCUCCUGCAACCCACAUCCACCAUCUUCUACUUUAAAAUAGUAACUCACUGUUCUUUUAAAUAAUGAAUUUAAAUCCCCUCCAAGAGUUAUAGUGUACACAACUGCCUGUGCAAAUCAAGAUUUUAAUAAAGCAAAAUUACCAACAGUGGUGCCUGAGGGUGAAAAAUCACAGCCCACACACCAUGUCCACACCUGUGUUUGUCUCAUUGGCUUUGCCCCAUACACAUCCCCCCCACCUGAAGGAUAUGCAUUGGGCUUGUACCUGGGGUCCAGCAAGGCUUCCUUCAGGCAUCCCUCCCAAGCCCCUGCUGGAGCAGACACUAAACCUGGACCACCAGCUUAGCUCUGCCCUCCCCUCGGGGGCCCUGCAGUUGGGAAAGAGGGGGCAAGCAGUUGUAUGAGUACCAUAUAAACCAGCUAAAAAUGAAUUGCGAAGUAGGUGUACAGUUUCAGCUUCCUUAGGUGAGUAGCAAUCCAAAGUCCAGGUUACCACUGCCAACAAGUCUUGACACAGUAUUAGGGUAAAAAAUGCUGCUUUGGCUUGAGCAUUUGAUCAGUCAGAAUCAAGUCAGUUCUUACAAAGGCCGAGAGGGCAUACUUGGCUCUGGCUGAGAAGUAAACAAUGAGCAACUUUUAUUCAUGUUACUAGCUGACCUCUGCUGUAAUUCACAUGAUGCUUAAAAAAUUUCAAUUGUGCGUUUUGUUUGGGUUUGGUUUUUUUAAGUACAAAAGAGAGAUUUUCAGUGGCACAUUUUGCUUUUAUUUGCAUUCAUAACCAAGAAGAACCAGCGUUUCUGCUUGUUUGCUGGUAUUUUAUCAGCUUGCUCUGCAACAGCAUAAUUUACUAACUUGCGAGAAUAUCUGUGUUCAUCACAUAGCACAGACAGAAGACAGGCUGGAAAGAAAUACAGAGGAGAAAUAAUCAGAAUUUCUUUUCUCAGGGUUCUGUUUUUCUAGCAAGUGAUAAGGUGGUAUAUAUUGCGAUAUUUUUUUUCCCCUGGAUGAGGUUUUCAGGUGCAGGGUGCACUCAUUAAAUUUCACAGCUGUUUAAAUUGCUCCUGAAGUUCACCUCAGCAGUAGCUUUCAAAGGCACUUUGGGAAAGAAAAAAAAAAAUCAGCUUAAAGCUAAUUUAAUUAUUUCAUGAGGAGGGCUGCAGAGUGUAACUGCCUCUUAAUGUACAUGCACUGCAUAGGAUCUAGAGGAAUUUGCUGUGGAUUCUUUAAAACCUGUGUGCCAAUUAGUUCAGUUUAACUUUGUUUUGUGGUAUUGAAGAUUUCUUCAAACAUCUGUGGUUUCAUCAACUUCUUAAACUUAUAUUCAGUAAAGUGCCAUAGACCUUUUUUUUUUAAAUUGUAGCAUAUUUAAAUAUAUAUAUACACAAACUUGUGUGAGACGUGCAAUACAAGGAAUGGGUUUUGUGGGGGUUUUUUGGUUGUUUUGUUGUUUUUUGGGGUUUUUUUAAUUUUAGCUUUUGCUUUCAAACAAGUGAUUUGAAAAGGGACUUCCCAGGGAAGAAUGGCUGGAGUUUGGUGGUGUGGAUAUAGAGUAAUGCAAUAAAAUCACUGAUGUUGAAGAUCAAUACAACAGUAGCAAUAGCAGCUUGAAGAUUUAACAAAAGUAUCUUCUUGAUUGAUUUGAAUUACAGUAAUUUCACGAAUACAAGCCGCACCAUUUUGACUUAGAUUUUGCUCUCAAACCGGAAAUGCGG